AUGGCGCCCCUAUCAGUGCUGCUGCUGCUGCUGCUGCCGCCCCUACCAAUCCUGCUGAGGGCAGAGAUGGAGGACCGGUGCAAAUGGAAAGUGGCCCUCAACUCCUAUGAAAGAUUAGGCUACGAGACCGAACACUUUUUUGAACAGCUUCCGAUUUCCUCUGUCGACCAAUACUUCAAAAAACUGGUCAAUUCUCCCACCGACAUUAGCGAGAUGUACCUGGGCUUCCCUUACUACAUGAAGAUUAACUAUACCUGCCCUGGAGAGAACCCAGAAGCCUUUGUCCGUGGGGGCUUCCUUAAGGGCCUUGUCCCUAUUGUGGUGGUCACCUUCUCUGCCCCUGUGAACUUCCGGAAGUGGAAGGCAGAAAGGCUGCAAAUUGAAAUGGAAGGAGCACCAUUUCUAAGCCACGGGUCGUGUUUGGCUGAGGAGGGCUGUAUCUUGAAUUGGUUCACCCCAAUGCCCAUAAAGAAUGGCAGUCUCGUGAUGGAAAUUGAAAUCAAAAGCAACCGACUGGGAGAGCUCAUUAGGAAUGCCAGGUUCAUGAUGAAUAUCAACGGGUUUCUGAAAAGAGAGAAGGGCAAACUGGUUUUUACCCUGGGAACUGAGGCCAGGGGCAUAACCCACAGAGACUUUAUCAACACUGAGUCUAAGCCUGUCUGGGCUACUAUGGGCCAGGCUCCUGUGCUGAUCCUUGGAGGCAUUCCAGAUGAGAAGAUGAUUCUCAUCACUGACUCUGGCUUUGAGGAUUUUGCCCUGGUGGAGUUGAACAUUGAUAGCUGCUGGCUGGGCUCACUUCAGUGCCCUCAGGAACAGUUCACAGCUUCCAUCUUUGAUGCCGUCUCCACUGAAAGCACCCUCUUCAUCCGACAGAACCAGCUUAUCUACUAUUUCACUGGCGACUACUUCAACAAGGACCAAAAAGCCCCUGGCACCAGCAAUUGGGUCCGAGUCUUGCAUAAUCGGUGUAUCAAGAAACUAUGUCCUGUGGAAAUCCAUAGCAACGGCUCUGAGUAUGUCAUGGCCUUGUCUGGGGGCCAUGAGGAGGGCUUCUUCUAUUUUGGCACCAUCACAGAUGGCAAAGUGAAUUUUAAGAGGAUGCCUAUUAUGAGAUCCUUGUGUGACAUCUUGAAAGCUUCAGCGUGCUGGCUUCACUGGGUGGUGUACCAAGGGGAGGAACAAACUUUCUUCCUUCUCAUGGAGUUUGCCCAAGGCAACAAGACAAGUUUCCAGCUCUUGGCGUACAGAGUACUUGUUAAGGAUUCCUACUUGGAUUCAGUCACCAUGCUCUUUCAAAUUCCCCCCUUCAUUCCCCUGGGUAAGGACACGGAUUUUGUGAUGCUGAUGGGCAUGGAGACAUACACUGACUAUCCCCUGGUCCCCAAGGGUCUGUUCCACAACCCUUUCACCAAACUGCUGUUCAUUUGGGGCAAUGCUAUUCUGCAGAGCUAUGACUAUAAGAAUUUCAUUUACCUGGCGGAAUUCCCCAAGCAAUCCGUAAUAAAGUACAUGACCAGCUCUUACCGAGGCGAAGUGGCCUGUGUCACUGAGACUGAAGAGAUCUGGUUCAUUGUUGAAGGCAGCGUCAAGAUGUAUAAACUGUACCCAUCAGAGGGCUGGAACACACUUUUCGCCCUUUCCCAGAUGGAGGCCUCCAGCCUAUAUUUACGUAAUGAGACCUCAGUCAGUGUCUUCUAUGACAGUAUGGGUCUGCAGCAGCUAGUCUACCAGGUUAAUGACCAAGGAGAAGGGAGGCUGCUGAAAAGGCUACUGCCAGUGAAUCAGAUCUUGGUGUAUCAGCAGCUCCGUCUGACUACCUAUGAACUCACUGAAGGGUUAAAAAGCACCCUCUCCUUUACGAAUCCCUGCCCUUUCCAGCGGAUGCAGCUGGAGGACCUGCCACUCCCACAAAAGUACACGAGGAUGGAGUAUUAUCAUGCAGAUGCACCUAUUAUAAGCGCCAAGUCUGGCUAUCACACCAAAGUCUCCUUGGCCGUGUAUCAGGGGCUUGUCUACCACCUGCUUUGGCUGCACUCCAAGUAUAAUAAGCCCUAUGCUGAUCCUGUCCAUGACCCUACCUGGAGGUGGUGGAAGGAUGACAAACAACAUAAGGCUUUCUAUUACUACCAAGCCAGUAAUUUCCAGAGCUUAUUUGGUGUAUACAUUAACAUGAACAGCUAUGGCAAGGAAUAUUCAAAGGGGGCCACAUAUCUCCUGCCUGAAUACAUCUACCUGGACAAGGGGACCAUCUACAGCUUCUCCAUUUAUCUCUCCUCUCGUUUAGUUACCAGGAGAGUUAAGACCAUCGAUAAAAAGAAGGAAUUGCGUCUGGCUGUGACUCUGACCCACCCAGGUUGUGUGUCAGUAAGAGUGAAGGAGCAGAAUCUCAUGAAACAAAAUGGCAUCCUUUUUAAGGUGAUUCUCAAGGACAGACUUGUAUGCUUUGAUCAAGGAAUCAGUGGACACAACCUGAUGAAAACAUCUGUACUCAUCAAGGUGGUUGGUUCAGCUGGGAAGUGCUUUCAUGAGACCCCAACUGGACAUCUGAUGCAGGGCAAUGCAAUGAUCCCCAUAUUCAUUGGCUGCCCCCCAGGCAAGCGGUUGGCCUUUGACAUCACCACUACCCUUGCGUACAACAAGUUGGAAAAUAAGAGAUACUUUGACUGCGUGCACCCAGACCCUGACAUGCCUUGCUUCUUAUUCAGUGAUCGUUUCUUCCCUUUCUUCCUGAUCCAAGACAUGGUAACUGGUGAGUCAGGAAGCUUCAAUGGCAGCUACAUCCUGAAGGUGAUUGGUGGAGGAACUUCCCUGGAUGACAUCACGGAUUACUCAGAGGCUGACAUCUACCGAUACAACAGCCCUGAGGACAAUACCAACAGCCUCAUCUGGAUUGUCAAGAGCAACUCAACUGAUAGCCAGUCCUUUAGCAUCCUGAGGCAUAACACCUCUGGCAUUGAAUGGCUGUGCCUGGAGAACUCUCCUUGUUAUGACGUCAUUCCUAGGUAUAUCUAUUCCCCUGACUUCUAUUUCAAAGUCAUGGUGAGCAACAGGGGUGUGGACAAGAGCACCUACUGUGAUUAUCAGGUCAUCUUCUUACUCCAUGUCCAUGGUCUCCCACUCAGCAGCAACAGGGCCCUCUUGUAUCUCUUGUUAUCCAUGUCCAUAUACUUGGGCAUUGUCUUUUUCUACGUCCUCUAUUGCGUCAUCUUUUCAUCCUUGAAGAAAUGCUGGCACCAUUUCAAGGGGAAGGUCGAUAACAUGAUCAAUGCAGAACUUUUUCCUUCGGACACAUCAUCCACCAUUUCUCUCCCCAGCAGCAUUAGUUACAGAAGCUCAUCAUUUCAGAGAUAUGAAGAUACGGCUUUCCGAAGGUCAAGAUUCAAGAAAAAAAGUUGA
Molecule: messenger RNA, 3396 nt
Organism: Gracilinanus agilis (Agile Gracile Mouse Opossum)
Lineage: Eukaryota; Metazoa; Chordata; Mammalia; Didelphimorphia; Didelphidae
Gene: CATSPERG
Product: cation channel sperm associated auxiliary subunit gamma
Exons: 28
Coding region: 1-3396 (1131 amino acids)
Cellular component (GO): motile cilium; sperm principal piece; CatSper complex
Source: RefSeq, a predicted model, not a curated record